AUGGCAUCUUAUAACCAGUACUCUAACUACGGCGGGAACCCGUAUGGCGGAGACGCGCAGCAGGGCGGGUAUGGAUCUAAUCCCUACGGCGGCAAUGGGGGGAACCCGUAUGGUGGUGGGGACUAUGGACAGCAACAAUACCCCUCCGCGCCCCAGCACCAACAGUCCAACUACUCCGCGCAAUCGCAAUACAGCCAACCCCAACCUCAACAACAACCACCCCACGACUCCUCCGCCGCCCCACCCAUGCCCCACUCCGACAACGUCCAAUACGUCUCCGCCGCGCCCAGCGUAAUGUCGAACCCAGACUUCCUCUCGCGCGUCGAAGCUGUCAAAGCCGACAUCCGCACCCUCACGACGCACGUCUCGCAGAUCGCCUCCACGCACCAGCGCGCCCUCUCCUCGACCGACACCGGCGGGUCCGCGCAGCUCGAAGCCAUCGUCUCGCAGACGCAGGUCCUGAAUACCAGUAUCAAAGACCAGAUUAAGUUCCUCGAGGCGGACGCGGCGCGGAGUAAAGGCAACCCCGUCAAGGACACGCAGAUCGACCAGCUGAAGCGGAGUUUCCAGAAGCAGCUGCAGGAGUACCGGCAGGAGGAGGCCAGCUACGAGAAGCGGUAUCGCGAGCAGAUUGUGCGGCAGUACCGGAUCGUGAACCCGGAGGCCAGCGAUGCGGAGGUGCAGGAGGCCGCGGAUGCGGAUUGGGGGAACGAGGGCGUGUUUCAGACUGCGCUCAAAUCCAACCGCAGCGCCACCGCCAACACCGUCCUCGGCGCCGUCCGCGCCCGCCACAACGACAUCCAGAAAAUCGAACGCACCAUCACCGAGCUCAACGCGCUGAUGGAAGACCUGGCGACGCAAGUCGUGCUGCAAGAAGAGCCGAUUCAACAGACAGAAGUCCAAACGGAAAACGUGAAAAAGGACACCGAGGCGGGCAACGUGCAGUUGGACAAGGGCAUUAAGAGUGCGAGGAACGCGCGGAAGUUGAAGUGGUGGUGUCUGGGCAUUUGCGUGGCGAUUGUGUGUAUCCUGGCGCUGGUCCUGGGGUUGUAUUUCGGGCUGCAAUCUGGCGGUGGUGGUGGUGGUGGUGGUGGUGGUGGUGGUGGUGGGAAUGCGGGGGCGGCUUAG
This is a messenger RNA of Saxophila tyrrhenica, 1128 nucleotides long. RefSeq lists its product as uncharacterized. The coding region runs from base 1 to 1128 and encodes 375 amino acids. Gene Ontology annotation, molecular function: SNAP receptor activity; SNARE binding. The record is from RefSeq and is a predicted model, not a curated record. Gene Ontology annotation, biological process: vesicle fusion; intracellular protein transport; exocytosis. The transcript has 3 exons. Lineage: Eukaryota; Fungi; Ascomycota; Dothideomycetes; Mycosphaerellales; Extremaceae. Gene Ontology annotation, cellular component: SNARE complex; plasma membrane; endomembrane system.